Messenger RNA from Penicillium mononematosum, 2724 nucleotides. RefSeq names its product protein mannosyltransferase 1 (gene pmt1). The record is from RefSeq and is a predicted model, not a curated record. Gene Ontology annotation, biological process: protein O-linked glycosylation via mannose. NCBI's taxonomy places the organism in Eukaryota, Fungi, Ascomycota, Eurotiomycetes, Eurotiales, Aspergillaceae. Gene Ontology annotation, cellular component: membrane; endoplasmic reticulum. Gene Ontology annotation, molecular function: dolichyl-phosphate-mannose-protein mannosyltransferase activity. Bases 1 to 2724 code for a protein of 907 amino acids. The transcript has 5 exons.
AUGGGCCAGAAAGCGAAAGACACACUGGCCGUACGGCCGCAGAGCCGUGGUAGGCGAUCGCCCAGUCGGUCACCCAAGCCCAAGAGCCGCAAGCCUUUGCCAGUGCCUCGGACAUAUGCCUCGGAUGGAGUGAAGAACAAUGAUAUCUUCCAACUUCCCGGCUCGGACUAUAAGCUUAUUGUACUGGUGACUCUUGUCGCCGCGGCUGUUCGCCUAUUCAGAAUUUACCAGCCCACCAGCGUGGUCUUCGAUGAAGUCCAGUACACUAAUGAUUUUCGCAUAAUAGCUUCGGUGGAUUUGCUUCCAAAUACAUCAAGGGAAAAUUCUUCAUGGAUGUGCACCCCCCCGCUAGCUAAACUGCUGCUUACGCUGGCUGGCUGGCUUGCUGGUUUCGACGGAAACUUCGAUUUCAAGGACAUUGGCAAGGAUUACUUGGAGCCCGGUGUGCCCUAUGUGGCAAUGCGCAUGCUUCCAGCUAUCCUAGGUGUUUUGACUGUCCCAUUGAUGUUCCUCACCCUCAAAGUUACCGGGUGCCGAACUUCGACUUCACUCCUAGGUGCUGGCCUUGUUAUCUUUGACAACGCUUUGGUCACCCAGUCCCGUCUGAUUCUGCUCGACUCCCCGUUGAUUUUCUUUACCGCCCUGACAGCUUUGGCCUUCAGCUGCUUCACCAACCAACAAGAGCUGGGACCGGCCCAUGCAUUCCGCGGCCCCUGGUGGUUCUGGCUGGUGUUUACUGGUCUUUCUCUUGGCGCAACUUUGAGUGUGAAGUGGGUUGGUCUCUUCACUAUGGCUUGGGUUGGAUCUCUCACGGCUCUUCAAUUGUGGGUACUGUUGGGUGAUGCUAAAAAUGUCACACCGCGUCUGUGGCUCAAGCAUUUCUUCUCCCGGGUCUUCUGCCUUAUCGUCAUUCCUCUAGGCUUCUACCUUGCCAUGUUUGCCAUUCACUUUACGUGCUUGGUUAACCCCGGAGAAGGUGACGGCUUCAUGUCAUCGGAAUUCCAGGCGACUUUGAACUCAAAGUCUAUGCAAGAUGUUCCCGCAGAUGUCUCAUUUGGAUCCCGAGUCAGCCUUCGCCAUCAGAACACGCAGGGCGGCUAUCUGCACUCUCACCCUCACAUGUACCCAACGGGUAGCAAGCAGCAGCAAAUCACCCUCUACCCCCACAAGGAUGAAAACAACGUGUUCAUUUUGGAAAACUCAACUCAGCCUCUAGGACCAUAUGGAGAAGUCGAGGGCCCGUUCGCCUGGGACAACAUGACUGCUUCUGGUUUCAUUGAGGAUGGCUUCCCCGGUGAUGCCAACGACUUAUGGAGGGUUGAGAUUGUUAAGUCCAUGUCCGAGACCCCAAAGUCUAAGAAGCGCCUGCGGACUAUCCAGUCCAAGUUCAAGCUGGUGCACGUCAUGACUGGCUGUGUCCUAUUUUCCCACAAGGUCAAGCUUCCGGACUGGGGUUGGGAGCAGCAGGAAGUGACAUGCGCCAAGGGUGGUACUCUUCCCAAUAGCGUUUGGUAUAUUGAGUCCAACCAGCACCCCGCUAUGGCCCCAGACGCCGAGCGAGUCAACUACCGUAACCCCGGCUUCUUGGGCAAGUUCUGGGAAUUGCAGAAGGUUAUGUGGACCACGAACGCAGGCUUGGUUGAGUCCCACGCCUGGGAUUCUCGCCCGCCCUCUUGGCCUACCCUCCUUCGCGGAAUCAACUUCUGGGGCAAAGACAACCGCCAAAUUUACCUCCUCGGAAACCCGCUGAUUUGGUGGUCGACCACUCUGGCCAUUGGAAUCUAUUUCAUCUUCAAAGCUCUCUCCAUUGUUCGGUGGCAGCGAAGCUGUGGUGACUACAAACACGUUUCCUUCAAGCGCUUUGACUACGAGGUUGGCACCAGCGUUUUGGGCUGGUUCUUCCACUACUUCCCAUUCUAUCUUAUGGCGCGCCAGCUCUUUUUGCACCACUAUCUCCCUGCCCUUUACUUCGCCAUUAUGGUCCUCUGCCAGGAGCUUGACUUCCUCACAAACCGCAUUAAGAGCCUGGGGCUUGCGUCCAGACCUGUAAUUGGCAAGGCUCUGAUGGCAAUCUUCCUAGGUCUUAGCGUUGUUGUGUUCACUCUCUACGCCCCACUCGUGUAUGGCAACCCCUGGACUAGGGAUGCAUGCAAUCAGGUGAAACUGCUCGGUUCCUGGGAUUUCGACUGUAAUACCUUUCACACCGACUUGAGCCAGUACAUUACUCAAUACGUGCCAAGCAUGCCGCCCGUGGCUGCCCCUACAACCGCAGCUCAAGCACCACCCCCGGCGCCACCAGUCCAGGCCGAAGAACCUGCACCCGCGCCUGCAGGUGAGGCUAUCCAAGAAUCAGACCCAGCGGCCGUCACCGCGCCUAAGAUCGCUGGCUCUAUGGCGCGCGUUGAGUACCGCGACCAGAACGGUCAAGUUCUUGACGAGAACCUGGUAGCCUCGCUCCGAGCAGAAGGUAAAGUGAAGUUCGAGACUCGCUAUGAGCCUGGUCAGCCUUUGCAGAAUGCCCACGAGGUUCCCGUCGUUGAUGGCCAGCUCGCGCCCCCGCACCCGGAUGUGCAGGGCCAGAAUCCUGAGACUGGUAGUGCGCCCGAGGACUCUGUUCCCCCUGAGAGCCCUGCGUCUGUGGCUGAUGGCAAUGAGCGCUCGGUUGAGCAGUCAAGCUCCAUGGAGGCUAAGCCUGCCAGUGAGGGUAAUGAGGCCACUAAAUAG